Messenger RNA from Labeo rohita (rohu), 1940 nucleotides. RefSeq names its product guanylate cyclase activator 1A (gene guca1aa). NCBI's taxonomy places the organism in Eukaryota, Metazoa, Chordata, Actinopteri, Cypriniformes, Cyprinidae. Bases 97 to 666 code for a protein of 189 amino acids. The record is from RefSeq and is a predicted model, not a curated record. Gene Ontology annotation, molecular function: calcium ion binding; calcium sensitive guanylate cyclase activator activity. The transcript has 4 exons.
AGAAGCGAAACGCUCGCCUGCACAGCAGACCAGUUGGGCUUCCUGACAAACUAGCUCCUGUCUUGCUCGCCAAAAAAAUCAGUUCUUAAUUCAGCGAUGGGGAAUUCAAACGGCAGCACCGUGGACGACCUGCAGGCCGUUGAAAUGCAUCUGUGGUAUAAGAAGUUCAUGACUGAGUGUCCAUCUGGUCAGCUCACGCUGCAUGAGUUCAAACAGUUCUUCGGGCUCAGAGGUCUGGAUCCAGAGGCAAAUGCCUACAUCGAGCAGAUGUUUCGCACAUUUGACAUGAACAAGGAUGGUUACAUAGAUUUCAUGGAGUAUGUGGCGGCUCUCAGUCUUGUAAUGAGAGGCAAGAUGGAGCACAAACUGCGCUGGUAUUUCAGACUUUAUGAUGUUGACGGCAACGGCUGCAUAGACAGACAUGAGCUCCUGAAUAUUAUAAAGGCCAUUCGUGCCAUCAAUGGAAGUGAGUCGCAGGAACUGAGCCCUGAGGAGUUUACAAACCGAGUGUUUGAUAGGAUCGACGUCAAUGGAGAUGGGGAGCUGUCACUGGAGGAGUUUGUAGCAGGGGCACGUAGCGAUGAAGACUUUAUGGAGGUGAUGAUGAAGAGCUUAGACCUUUCGCACAUUGUGGCCAUGAUCCAUAACCGAAGGCACAGCGUCUAAGAGACAUGUUCCAUAUUCAUAUAUGCCACUUAUGGUUCUCUUGAUCAGAAAACAAGAGCAACACUCACUUAUUAAACGAUCUAAUUCUGAAAGCACUUUAAAGCACAAUCACUUCAAACAGAGACUUGAGCUAAAGGGGCCAAGAGAUGAAACUGGUGUGGGACAUCCCACAUCUAAUAAACUGACUGUUUUCCAAAAACAACCUUCCUGCUAAGCAGAAAGAGGUUUCUUGGGGAAAGAAUCAGUAUGAUGUGGACGUCCAUUUAUAGAGAUUUAUUUUUGUUACUUUAUUACUAACAAAACUAACUUUUUUUAAAUUUAUAUUUACGUAUUGCUUUAUGCCUCAGAGAAAGACUUUUAUAAAUAUUUGCCAUCUUUAAGGUUCCUAAUAUUGUUUUGGGAGUCUCCUACAAUAGAUUUACAAGCGUGCAAGCUCAAAAAACGCUUUUGUUUUCUCAAAAUAUGCAUUUAAAAUCAAUUUUCCCAGCAAUUCUCAAACGAUUCGUUUGAAGCAGUUCAAAGAUUCAGUCUCUAAACGACUCCUUUCCGUGAGCCUACUGUGGUCUGAUUGGUCAGAUGACCCAGUCUGUUGUGACUGGUCUACGUGUCAGAAACGAUACGGCCAUUGUCAUAGUUUGAUAGAAAAUAUCAAACCUAAAUAUCUAUUAUUUUUCAUACUUAAAGGUUGUAAUUCAGUGGAGCCAGCUCAUUCAAAUAAACUGGGUACACAGUCAUUUUUCAAGAGCAAGCAUUUUUGUGAAUCCCAUGUUGAACUCCUGAGAUUAGAGAAGCAGUCGUCAGUAAAAUGAUGGAUUUGUGGGCGGGGGCAAAUUGUUUGUGGCCUACCAAUGUAGAACAUAGGCGGGAAUUAUGCAAAUAUCACGGAAGUGGGAUUCGAAUUACUAACGACUUGUUCAGGCUGUAGAGUCAAUUCUUUAUUUUGAGAGACAAUAACUUUAUUUAUCGUGCACUUUUGACUUACGUUCUUAUAGCUACAUUGUACACUGCAUGAAAAGCAAUACCGGAUAUGGCAUAAUAGGGGCAAUUUAAGUGGUUAAACACAUUUGUUCAAAAGUUUGGGGCCCUCAAGCCUGCAUACCUGGAUAAAUAUAAAUACAUUAAAAACAGUAAUAUUGUAUUGUGAAAUACUAUUGCAAUUUAUAAUAACUGUUUUCUGUUUGAAUAUAUUUUAAAAUGUAACUUAUUCCUGUUAUGUCAAAACUGAAUUUUCAGCAACCGUUACUUCAGGCUCCUUUUGAAACCUUUUGUAACAA